AUGAGUCUUCAAGGAAAAAUUGCCAUUGUCACUGGCGCCUCGCGCGGAAUUGGCGCCGGGAUCGCCCUUGAUCUCGCCAAGCAGGGUGCAAAGCUCACCCUAACCUACACAUCCGCAAGCAGCGAGCAUGGUAUCGACGAUCUAUGCCGCAAAAUCAACGACCUGAACAACGGCUCCGCAGCAACCAAAGUCCAAGCUGACCUCCGACAGCCAGACGCCCCAGCCCAAAUCCUCGCCGCAACGUUCGAGGCAUUCUCCGACGCAGACAACAAGAUCGACAUCCUAGUCAACAACGCAGGUGUCUCCCAAUGCAAGAACCUGGUUGAAACAACCCCCGAUGACAUCUCCUCCGUCUUCGACGUCAACGUCUUCGGCUUGAUCCGCAUGACUAAAGCGGUGAUCCCGCAUCUCCGCGCCCCAGGCCGAAUCAUCAACAUCAGCUCCGUAGCCGCUCGGCGCGGAUCACCCGGUUUCUCCGUGUAUUGUGCGUCCAAGGCUGCCGUGGAGGGAUUCACGAGGGCGUUGGCGUGUGAGCUGGGUCCUGUGGGGUGUACGGUUAAUGCUAUUGAGCCUGGGGCGGUGGAGUCUGAUAUGUUGCAGGAGCUUUCGGAUGAGCUGCUCGCUUAUAUCCAGCAGAGUACGCCAUUGGGGGGUAGAGUCGCUGUACCCGAGGAUAUUGCUCGCGUUGUGACUUUCCUAGCCGGGGAGGGAGCGGGAUGGGUGACGGGGCAGAGUAUCUGUGUUAGUGGGGGGUUGCAUAUGAACUGA
Aspergillus pseudoviridinutans is the source of this 768-nucleotide messenger RNA. RefSeq names its product SDR family NAD(P)-dependent oxidoreductase. Lineage: Eukaryota; Fungi; Ascomycota; Eurotiomycetes; Eurotiales; Aspergillaceae. The record is from RefSeq and is a predicted model, not a curated record. Bases 1 to 768 code for a protein of 255 amino acids. The transcript has 2 exons. Gene Ontology annotation, molecular function: oxidoreductase activity.